AACUUGAUCUUUUGCAAAUAAGAAAAGAGAUUACUCAAAGUAAUUCGUGUGCCAAUAUGAUGAAGGUUGAGGUCACUAUCAUUUCAAAAGAAACAAUCAAACCAUCUUCACUAACAUUGCACCAUCUGAAACCCUACAAACUCACCCUCCUGGAUCAGGUCACUCCUGCAACUUAUGUUCCCACAGUCUUCUUCUACCCCAUGACCAAUCUCAAUCUCGACAUGUCCCAAAUUAUUGCACAGCUUAAAACUUCCUUAUCAGACACCCUCAAUAUCUUUUACCCAUUUUCUGGGAACAUAAAAGACAACCUUUUCAUCCAUGAAUUUGACACGGGUGUUCCCUUUCUGGAAGCUCGUGUUAAUUGUUCCAUGUCUGAGUUCCUUAAGCACCUAGAAACAGACUCAUUGAGUCUAUUUGUUCCGUACCAUGCCUUUUGCAAGGAAACAAAUACUACUAUAGGUCAAAUGGCUGUUCAGUUGAGCCUCUUUGAUUGUGGUGGAAUAGCAAUCGGGUUGAGCUGCUCACAUAAGAUUGGAGAUGCAACAACAUCGAGUGCUUUCCUUCAUUCUUGGGCUGCCACUUUUACUGGGUCUCCGGAAGAAGUUAUACAUCCAAAUUUCUGUGAGGGAUCAACCAUGUUUCCACCUAGAGAUUCACUUCCUCAUAAGUAUAUAGAUACAAUGGAUAACUUAUGGUUCAAAGAAGGUGAUUAUGUUACAAGAAGGUUUGUGUUCCAUGACAAAGCAAUAGCCACCCUAAGAGCCAAAGCAAAAAGUGAAUUAGUUCCUAAACCUACACGCAUUGAGGCACUAACUUGUUUCAUUUGGAAACAUUGCAUGGCAGCUUCUAAAGGCAUAUCAGCGGGUUUGAAAAAGACAUCCAUGGCUAUGCUGGUCCAAGCGGUGAACUUAAGGACACGAAUGAAGCCUCGCUUGUCAGAUGCUUCUAUUGGAAAUAUAUUUUGGUGGGCACCUGCAGCAGUUGAUUUGACUAUGGAAGAGAGAGAGUUGCAUGAAUUGGUGGACCUUGUAAACGCCGCCAUCACAGGGUUUGAUACCGAUUUUGAGGAAAAUUUGCAAGGAAAUGAAGGGUUUUUGGCUUUCUCUGAUUACUUUAACCAGUUAGAAUAAAUGUUUUCUGCAGAAAUAAAACCAGAUGUUUGGGCGUUUACAUGCUGGCUUAGGAGUACUUGAUUUUGAUUGGGGGAAGCCAUUUUGGAUUGGUAUCA
Molecule: messenger RNA, 1228 nt
Organism: Quercus robur (English oak)
Lineage: Eukaryota; Viridiplantae; Streptophyta; Magnoliopsida; Fagales; Fagaceae
Product: stemmadenine O-acetyltransferase-like
Exons: 2
Coding region: 57-1130 (357 amino acids)
Source: RefSeq, a predicted model, not a curated record